AGUGCACUUAAUGUAGGGAGUAGGGCGCCAUUUGGGAUUCAGCCUAGAAGAAGGAUUCGGUAAAACGCGGGGAAGUUUGGUUUGUGUUGUGUGGCAUGAUAUUAACUAAGUGGACUUAUGUGAGGUGAAUGAGAUAGAGCUAUGGACAGAUAUGUUCUUAUUGUGGUAAUUAAUCAGGAAGCGAAGAAAGAGAGCUCUUUCAGCGGGAUUGAAGCUGCCAGAAAGGUGUAUAACAAGCUAAAAGAUAUUUGCAGGACUGACAGCACGACACGGCUUUCUCCCCUUCCAGCUUGCUCUCUGAGUGGAACUCCUGCCUCCCCAAAAUGGUUCUUCGCUAUUCAAGCAACUCAUGGCCCGACACAGUUCUGUAGCUCAGAGUGGGAUGAGGUGUGUGUGCAGCACAGUGAUGGUGAAGAGUCUGUGCUUUCUCCUGUGGACAGCUGUGUCUGCGCCCUGCAAGAGCAAGAGGAGCAGAGCCAGCUGUCUGAGAUCACCUCACACACGGAGCUCUUUGAGGAAGCAGCUGAUUCGCUUCAUCAGUUAGCAGACAAACUUCCUCCUCCAGGAAGGUUCCUGUUGGAUGUAAUUCUGCUGUGUGAGGGUGAGGUAGGAAUGAAGGACUUGCUGCCAGUGAUCGGUUCCCUGAAGCAUAUGCGGGCUUGGCACUCUGCACAGAUGACAGUCAUCACAGAGCAAAGUGCAGGAUGGCGAACAGCAGCCUCGUACCUGUCGGGCCGUGUGUGUUCUCCCUCUGAUCUAGAGAGCUGCAUCGAUGCCAGUGAGCUUUGGAGAGGGGGACUGCUGAUCCGAGAGAAGAAGUUUGUCUCUGAGCUGCUGUUUGAGGGGUUCAGUUUGAAGUGGCAGAUCGGAGGUGGCCGGAGCCACAUGUCAGACCCCUGCUGCUUUACUGACCACAUGAUUCAGCCUGAAGUGUUUCACUAUUACCAGCCAGUGCUGGAGCUGAUCCAGUUGGUCAGAGUCGCAGAUCUCCCAGUGAUUCUUCUUUCUGCCACUGAGUUUGAGCUUGCAUUGUCCAGCAAAUCCGCCAAAGCCAAACUUCUGUUAGAACAGCUCAGAGCUCUACGGGGAGAGGUUGGAGCUCUGUUCUCUCUUUCCUGUGUGGUGAGCGUUGAAGCCUUUCCUCCAGCCUCCCAGCUCAGUGCCUCCAAAUGGAGGGAUUUUGUGGCCAAGCGCCCAAAAGCUUUCUCUGCUCCUGAUGUCAGGGUGAAAGGAGAGAAAGGCCACUAUCUUCUCUUGGUUCAGGGGGCAGAGACUGGUGGCUGCAAAGCACGAUUAAUACACUCCUCCAAUCAGAUUAAUGGUGCUGUUGCUCUGGCAACAAUCAACAGCCUUGUACAGGAAAAAGUUUCAUUAUCCUCAGGCACCGAGAUUGCUGAUUGGCUGCAAUCUCUGCCCCGUCUCUGUGGAGACGACCUCUUGCGGAGGGAGAGGAGGCUGGCCAGGGUCCAGCACCGGGUCGUCCAGGAAUGUGCCCGUAAGUGGUUACCUGGGCAACCGGAGACCUCUGGCAUGAACUCUUACUUGUUCACAUGGAAUUUUCAGCGAAACCAUAGAAGAAGAGAGGAGGCACAGAAGCCCGCAGCUGUGCCACUAAAUGACCUGAGAGUACUGCUGCGUCUGGCCAGAGAGCAGUACCUAAAGAUGCAAAAUGCCAUGCAGCCCAGAGUAUGUGUGCCAGUAGAGAAGGAGAACCACACUUCUGUUACAGGAGCAGACAAUAAGCACACCGCCCACUCAGAAUUGCCAGAGAGAAGUGUUCUGAGGAACUAUGAAAACGCGCAGAAGAUCCGGCACAAAAACAGGUCUAGCCUCUUCAGCAGUGGCUCUUCAGACUGUCUUAUGGGCCCUAAAGAUGGCCAGAAGAGUGUUUCUGCACCACUGGAUGCACGAGAGCUGCUUAAGCACUUCACUGCUGAUGGGCUACCAAGUGGAGAACUACAACCUCUCCCUGUCCUCAGACGGGAUAAUGCGUUCCAGUUGUCGCCUGAUCUCACUCCCAGAAAAGUGACCAGACUUCCAUUCAGGCAAGCAGCCAGCGCUCACUACCAUGGCAUAGAGUUUUGCUUGGACGAGCGGAAGGCUCUGGAGAGAGACUGUGGAUUUGCACGCUUGCAGUCACGGCUAAUCCGCUUCGAGACCCAGACUACGUGCUGUAAGGAGCCGUGCCCGGUGCCGCUGGCUCUGAGCCCUAUGCCCGCACCUACUCCCUCGCCCUCUGAACCUGGCAGCGUACCGGACGGAGAAGCUGCACACAACGAUCUACCUCAUCUCAAACGCCGCUCCCGUGAACCAGACGCGCACACACAUCAGCAAAAAAGGUUGGUCAAGUCAGAGAGCAGUGAGUCUCUGGGCUCUCAGUGCAGUGGAGGUAGUGGUUCACACCCAGCCGUGAGAGCUCUGCAGCAGCAGUCAGGCCGUUCUCUCUCCUGCUCCAGCUCAACCAGACGCUCCACUGCUGGAGCUGAAAGUUCCAACGAGCCUCCAGCCAGCCAGAAAUCUAGCCAGGGCCAAACUGAGUCACGUUCACAGAAACACAAUCGGAUGCUGAAGGAGGUGGUUGCAAAGACACUGAAGCACUAUGGCAUCACCAGCGAGCACAAGUGCUUCAAGGCCUGCAGUCAAAGACUGUUUGAUGUAUCAAAGCUCUAUCUGAAGGACCUGAAAACGUCACGGGGUCUCCAUGAGGAAAUGAGAAAAGCAGCUGGUCGAAAUGCUAAGCAGGUGAUCGACUGGGUUGUGGAGAAAGCCAAAAAAUGAUGUGUACGUCAGAGGUGUGUACACACCACGUGUUUACCUGUUUUGCAUUAUGUAGUGUCUGUAUGAUGUGUUAGUGUGUAUUAAAGUGUGUUUUAUUUUACA
This is a messenger RNA of Pangasianodon hypophthalmus (striped catfish), 2880 nucleotides long. It is a transcript of the gene mtbp, whose product is annotated as MDM2 binding protein. The transcript is spliced from 22 exons. Gene Ontology annotation, biological process: traversing start control point of mitotic cell cycle; protein localization to kinetochore; regulation of protein ubiquitination. The record is from RefSeq and is a predicted model, not a curated record. The coding region runs from base 142 to 2778 and encodes 878 amino acids. NCBI's taxonomy places the organism in Eukaryota, Metazoa, Chordata, Actinopteri, Siluriformes, Pangasiidae. Gene Ontology annotation, cellular component: kinetochore.